AUCCCAUUCCUUCCUCUCCCACGUCUCCAGCUCCUCCUCCUUCCCUUCCUCGCGCGCGCGCUCCUCUUCUCCGCUCUCCCCUCCUCGUGCGCUCGUGUUCACCGAGAUCAGCCAAACGGCCACGCGCAAGCUCGCCAUGGAGCAGACCGGCGGCAAGGGCGACCACGACUCGCGGCUGAUGCGCGACCUCUGCACGCUGCUCGUCACCAUCAUCGCCCCCGUCGCGGCGGCGUCCUCGGUGGACUCGCCCCGGAGGCCCGUGGCGCGGCGCCCGCGGGGCGGCAUGUCACCGGCGAGCGCGGCGUCGAUGCUUCUGGGCGCGUCGAUGGCGCUGAUGCUGUGCGGGUCCGUGACGUUCGCCAUCGGUUUCCUCCUCAUGCCGUGGGUCGCCGGCGUCGCGCUGCUCUUCGGCUUCGCCGGCGUCAUCUCCACCCUCUCCUCCGGCCUCCUCCCCUCGUCCUCGCCGUCCUCCUCCAAGGAUAAGGAGCGACGGCUGCUGAUGCCGACGCAAGGGCGUGUCCGUGCCUCUGCCCCGAUGAGCUCUGUCCCGGAUAAGCUCGUGGCGUGGCGUUGAUCUGUUCUUGAAAUUUAGUUAAUUACUAAUCAAUUAGGGCGGGAUUAGGAUGGGUAAUUCCUGUGUAAAAAACGCUUCCCUUUUGCUGUUGUUGUACGUUUCCAGUCGCAAGAGAUGCUGAUGAUUUACUACCGGCACAAGCAACAUUUAUUAUAUGUGUUAUUGUUU
Molecule: messenger RNA, 742 nt
Organism: Triticum dicoccoides
Lineage: Eukaryota; Viridiplantae; Streptophyta; Magnoliopsida; Poales; Poaceae
Exons: 1
Coding region: 137-574 (145 amino acids)
Source: RefSeq, a predicted model, not a curated record